AUGUCAAAUAAACGGAUAGAACAGGCAGAGGUAGAAAAGUACUGGGAAAUUUUCUCUCCUCUAGCCAAUGGUGGAACCCACCUGAGCGGAGAUCAAGCAGCUUCCGUACUCAAGAACAGCCAGCUCCGAGAGGAUCAACUCGCGAGAGUCUGGGACCUCGCAGACGUCGACAAUGAUGGAAACCUCGAUUUUGAGGAGUUUUGCGUGGCCAUGCGGAUCAUCUUUGACCUUGUGAAUGGCGAAUACGCAGACGUUCCCUCCUCACUUCCUGACUGGCUCGUUCCCGAAUCUAAAGCUCAUCUCGUCCAAGCAACCCGUGCCCUCUCCGGUAAUCAACCCGCGUUCUCCCCCAUCUCACCCUCCGAUGACGACGACGACACGCCGGGCCUCAAAGACGGCUUCGACUGGUACAUGUCACCCAGUGACAAAUCAAAGUACGAGUCAAUAUACACAGCAAACAAAGGCCCACACGGCGCCCUCACAUUCCAAUCUCUCGAAUCCCUCUACGCCUCACUCGAUGUCCCAGACACAGACCUCCGCUCUGCAUGGAACCUGGCAAAUCCAGCUUCGGAACCAGCGAUAGGGAAGCAUGCGGCGUUGGCAUUCUUACACAUACUAAACAACAGACACGAAGGCUACCGCAUCCCGCGCUCCGUCCCCGCCUCGCUUCGCGCCACAUUCGAGCAAGGCCAAAUCGACUACAACCUUGAGAACAGGAGCGUCAAAUCAAGAUCGCCCGCUCAGCGCCGGGGCUAUGAGGAUGAGGACACGAGUACAGGGCGCAAAGCCAAGUUUGGGGAUACGUACCUCAGCCGGCUGGGUGUGGGCGGGAAGAGCACUUAUCAACCUUCUGGCACAGAUUUCAGUAGUACACGUACGACUGAGGACUGGGAAGAGGUGAGGCUGAAGAGACAACUUCAAGAUCUGGAAAAUAAGAUCGAUACGAUUGAAUCGAGAGCGAAGGGCAAAAGCGGACGGAAAAGGGAAGAGGAAAGUAAGCCGGCGCUUGUGAAGAGAGAGCUGGAAAUGCUGUUGGAUUAUAAGCGGAAAGAGAUCCGAGAAUUGGAAAGGGGCGAGGGCAGAAGUAAGGCUGGUGAGGCUUUGAAAGGAGUGGAGAAUGAGAUUAAGGGGGUUAGGGAGAUGGUGGAGGGAUUGGAAGCACAUUGGAAGACGAGAGAGGGAGUACUGGACGAUCUGAGGAGGCAGAUCGAGGAUGAAAAACAUUCUGGCAGGUGA
Messenger RNA from Letharia columbiana, 1236 nucleotides. RefSeq lists its product as uncharacterized. Gene Ontology annotation, biological process: endocytosis; endosomal transport; actin filament organization. Gene Ontology annotation, molecular function: calcium ion binding; protein binding. Bases 1 to 1236 code for a protein of 411 amino acids. NCBI's taxonomy places the organism in Eukaryota, Fungi, Ascomycota, Lecanoromycetes, Lecanorales, Parmeliaceae. The transcript is spliced from 2 exons. Gene Ontology annotation, cellular component: actin cortical patch; cytoplasm; nucleus. The record is from RefSeq and is a predicted model, not a curated record.